Messenger RNA from Mytilus trossulus (common blue mussel), 728 nucleotides. RefSeq lists its product as uncharacterized. The record is from RefSeq and is a predicted model, not a curated record. NCBI's taxonomy places the organism in Eukaryota, Metazoa, Mollusca, Bivalvia, Mytilida, Mytilidae. Bases 20 to 475 code for a protein of 151 amino acids. The transcript is spliced from 3 exons.
AGAUACAUCGACUGUUUCCAUGGAAACAAUAGCAGAUACAACCUCAACACAAAGUACACCAAAGCUGAUAACAACACGAUUGCUAGAAACAACUUAUAAAAAGCAAACAACGAUAACCAGUGAUAAUACAACAGAAAUAAGAACUAGUACAUUGGUUGCAACAACAUCAGAAGCAAUAACCAGUGAAACAACAUCUCCAGAAAAUACCACUGAAGAAUGUGUAUGUGUCUGCUACGCUACAAAUCAACCCAUAGAUCGUACAGAAUUACAAGCGAAGAUUGAUAAAUUAGUCGAAGAAUUAACCAUUCCUAAAACGGAAACAUCACGGAAUAAAAGAAAGUUAAUAAGUGCACCAGAUAACAGAACCAGUGCGAAGAGUAUUGGAUACGUUGGCGCCACUGUCCUGAUACUGAUCUGUGGUCUCAUCAUUGGAAUGGACGCUUUAAAUAUUUGUAAAAAUGUAUCAUCAAAAUGAAUCUUUGUGAGCAGUAUAUUACCUUUAGUUCAACUUGACAUCAUGCUAUUCAGCACUCAAACAUACGAUAAUGUCGGUACAUGUCAUUUACAUUUAUAUUGUGCGGUUCAAAACGUUUUCAAAAACUCAAGAAAUACAAAAUCAAUAUACCAAGGAAAAACAGCUGAAACCGUAGUUAUCAUUUGUUAAAUACAAAAAAAACGAGAUACAGUGUCAUAAUUAGUGCAAUGAACUAUUUAUACAAUGGUUGUGU